GCGGAGGAGGAGGAGGAGGAAGGGGACGAGCGCGGCGGCGGCGGCGGAGGCGAGAAGCCGUGCCUUCCACCUCUCCAGCUCCGGCAGGACGGGGGCGGCCGCCGCGGGCCCGGGGCGGAGACAGCACGCAGCCUCGCGGCACGCACCCCCGCCCGGCAGCGGCCGCGACACCCGGGGUGAGCGGGAAAGCGGCGGCGGCGGCGGGGGAAGGAUGCAGGGGAAGAAGCCGGGCGGCUCGUCGGGCGGCGGCCGGAGCGGCGAGCUGCAGGGGGACGAGGCACAGAGGAAUAAGAAGAAGAAAAAGAAGGUGUCCUGCUUCUCCAACAUCAAGAUCUUCUUGGUGUCCGAGUGCGCCCUGAUGCUGGCGCAGGGCACGGUGGGCGCCUACCUGGUGAGUGUCCUGACCACCCUGGAGCGCAGGUUCAACCUGCAGAGCGCAGACGUGGGCGUGAUCGCCAGCAGCUUCGAGAUUGGAAACCUGGCGCUCAUCCUCUUCGUGAGCUACUUCGGGGCGCGUGGACACCGGCCGCGCCUCAUCGGCUGCGGUGGUAUCGUCAUGGCGCUGGGCGCGCUGCUCUCGGCGUUGCCAGAGUUCCUGACCCACCAGUACAAGUACGAGGCUGGCGAGAUCCGCUGGGGCGCUGAGGGCCGUGACGUCUGCGCUGCCAACGGCUCAGGUGGCGACGAGGGGCCCGACCCUGACCUCAUCUGCCGCAACAGGACGGCCACCAACAUGAUGUACUUGCUGCUCAUUGGGGCCCAGGUGCUCCUGGGCAUCGGUGCUACCCCCGUGCAGCCCUUGGGGGUCUCCUACAUCGACGACCACGUGCGGAGGAAGGACUCCUCGCUUUACAUAGGAAUCCUGUUCACAAUGUUGGUAUUUGGACCUGCCUGUGGAUUUAUUCUGGGCUCUUUCUGUACCAAAAUCUACGUGGAUGCAGUCUUCAUUGACACAAGUAACCUGGACAUCACUCCAGACGACCCCCGCUGGAUUGGAGCCUGGUGGGGUGGCUUUCUGCUCUGCGGUGCCUUACUCUUCUUCUCCUCCCUCUUGAUGUUCGGGUUCCCACAGUCCCUGCCCCCACACUCAGACCCUGCCAUGGAAAGUGAGCAGGCCAUGCUCCCAGAAAGAGAGUAUGAGAGGCCCAAGCCCAGCAAUGGGGUCCUGAGGCACCCCCUGGAGCCAGACAGCAGUGCCUCCUGCUUCCAGCAACUGAGAGUGAUCCCAAAGGUCACCAAGCACCUGCUCUCUAACCCUGUGUUCACCUGCAUCAUCCUGGCUGCCUGCAUGGAGAUUGCAGUGGUGGCUGGCUUUGCUGCCUUCCUGGGGAAGUACCUAGAGCAGCAGUUUAACCUCACCACCUCGUCUGCGAACCAGCUGCUUGGGAUGACUGCAAUCCCAUGCGCCUGUCUGGGAAUCUUCCUGGGUGGUCUCCUGGUGAAGAAGCUCAGCCUGUCUGCCCUGGGGGCCAUUCGGAUGGCCAUGCUUGUCAACCUGGUGUCCACGGCUUGCUACGUCUCCUUCCUUUUCCUGGGCUGUGACACGGGCCCUGUGGCUGGGGUUACUGUUCCCUAUGGAAACAACUCAGCACGUGGCUCGGCCCUGGACCCCUACUCUUCCUGCAAUAAGAACUGCGAAUGCCAAACUGACUCCUUCACUCCAGUGUGUGGGGCAGACGGUGUCACCUACCUGUCAGCCUGCUUUGCAGGCUGCAACAGCACGAAUCUCACAGGCUGCGCGUGCCUCACCACUGUCCCCGCUGAGAAUGCGACCGUGGUUCCCGGAAAGUGCCCCAGUCCCGGGUGCCAAGAGGCCUUCCUCACCUUCCUCUGUGUGAUGUGUGUCUGCAGCAUGAUUGGUGCCAUGGCCCAGACACCCUCAGUCAUCAUCCUUAUCAGGACAGUCAGCCCUGAACUCAAGUCUUAUGCCCUCGGAGUUCUUUUUCUCCUCCUUCGUUUGUUGGGCUUCAUCCCCCCACCACUCAUCUUUGGGGCCGGCAUCGACUCCACCUGCCUAUUCUGGAGCACGUUCUGUGGGGAGCAAGGCGCCUGCGUCCUCUACGACAACGUGGUCUACAGAUACCUGUAUGUCAGCAUCGCCAUCGCCCUCAAGUCCUUCGCCUUCAUCCUCUACACCACCACGUGGCAGUGCCUGAGGAAAAACUAUAAACGCUACAUCAAAAACCACGAGGGCGGGCUGAGCACCAGUGAGUUCUUUGCCUCUACUCUGACCCUAGACAAUCUGGGGAGGGACCCUGUGCCUGCACACCAGACACAUAGGACAAAAUUUAUCUACAACCUGGAAGACCAUGAGUGGUGUGAAAACAUGGAGUCCGUUUUAUAGUGACUAAAGGAGGGCUGAACUCCGCGUUAGUAAUCAAAGGGUCAUUUUUCUUAAGAAAAAAGAAAAAAAAGGUUUCCAAAAAAAAAAAAGAUCAACACACACAGACAUAGGCGUGCACACAUACACACACACACACACACACACACACACACAACCUUUGUCCUUUUUCUCAAAAUCAGAGCCAGACAGGAUUCAGAAUAAGGAGAGAAUGGGAUUGUCCUGGAGGACGCUCGCACUGCUGGGGCUCAGAGUCUACUUUGGAGGCACCUCAUGGUUUUCAGGAUGCCGACAGCUGCAAGCAACAGGCACUGCCAAAUUCAGGGAACAGUGGUGGCCAGCUUGGAGGAUGGACAUUUCUGGAUAUGCAUACACAUACAAAACAAAAAUUACAAAAAAACAAAAGUCUACUAAAAAAAACCACCAAUACAAGUUCAAGUUGAGAACAUUGCCAGAUUAAGCACUAGUGACAUAUCCGGUGCCACCCUCUCCCUCCUGGUGGGGGUGGGGAGGUGCACAAGUUGGAGGGGUGGAAGCCCCACCCCUCUCUCUAACUUUUGCAAUAUGGGUCACUGUGUAGACGAUUCACCCAGUCUGCAUGUGGUUCAAGGCCCCAGAGUUCUCUCAGCGAUGCUAAUGGGUGAUCCGUGCUGGAGUGUGUAAUUGGCACCUCUCACCAGCUCCAUUUUCAUGUUCAAGACUGAGGGUCCAAGGGGGAGCCGGGUGGGAGGCCAGCACCUCCCCUUCCCCUGGCAGCACCUCCCUGUGGAGACGCCCACCUCCCCCCUGCCCCACAGAGUGACCUCAGGAAGCUGUGGGCCUUGUCUGGCUAUGACUGACCCGCUCAGAGCCGGUGAGCCCCAACAUAGUCCAAGUCAUUUGCUUACAUUUGCCAAACAUUUUGCCAUUUUUUCAAAAAAAAAAAAAAUAUGAUGAUAUGAAUUUCAAACUGUUGUAUGUAUAAUCCUCUAAUACUAUUUUUAACUACUUCUAAAACCUGUGUUAACCCUUCAGUCACUAACACAGUUCUAUAGACCGGAUUUAUUACACUGAUUGCUUUUACUUUUCUCAUUUUUUUAAUGCACCAAAAAUAUAAUGUGAUUCAAGGGAUGCAAUUAAUCUAUUGUAAUUUUUAUCAUUUUAUCCUCACUUAGAUAUCCUGCAAAAACAAGAAUAUACAAUGUGUUACAAGGAAAAAAAAAUGCUUCACAAAGGGUGUAUAUGCAGCC
Sciurus carolinensis (gray squirrel) is the source of this 3570-nucleotide messenger RNA. It is a transcript of the gene Slco3a1, whose product is annotated as solute carrier organic anion transporter family member 3A1. The record is from RefSeq and is a predicted model, not a curated record. The transcript has 10 exons. Gene Ontology annotation, molecular function: protein binding. Gene Ontology annotation, cellular component: membrane. Bases 212 to 2344 code for a protein of 710 amino acids. Lineage: Eukaryota; Metazoa; Chordata; Mammalia; Rodentia; Sciuridae. Gene Ontology annotation, biological process: transmembrane transport; prostaglandin transport; sodium-independent organic anion transport.